GUUGCACCGCCCCUUUAGGUCUGUAUUAAAACACAACGGUGUGUUUUCGCCUGGUGCAAUUCCACGAGACGACCAGCGUACAGUUCUCAGGGAAGGUGUAGUCUGUAGAGAUGGAGUGGCGCUCAGUAGCAGUGUUGGCGCUGUGUGUGGUGUGUGUGAUUGGAUUCCCUGCAGAACUGACAGAGGAAGGGAAGAACUGGGCCGUGAUCGUGGCCGGAUCCAAUGGAUGGUACAACUACCGGCACCAGGCUGAUGCUUGUCACGCAUAUCAAAUUCUUCAUAAGAAUGGAAUCCCUGAUGAGCAGAUUGUGGUGAUGAUGUAUGAUGACCUCGCUCAAAAUGAGGAGAACCCUACUCCAGGAAUUGUCAUCAACAGGCCGAACGGGACAGAUGUUUAUAAGGGGGUGGUAAAGGACUACACUGGUGAUGGCGUGACCCCCCAGAACUUCCUGGCUGUGCUGAAGGGCGAUGCGGCCAGUGUGAAAGGAGGAUCUGGAAAAGUGCUGAAAAGCGGCCCGAACGAUCAUGUGUUCGUGUACUUCACUGAUCACGGCGCUCCUGGACUCCUGGCCUUCCCUGAUGAUGAUCUUAUGGUCAACGACCUGAUGGACGCCAUUCAGUACAUGCACAAGAACCAGAAGUACAAGAAGAUGGUGUUCUACAUUGAGGCGUGUGAGUCUGGCUCUAUGAUGAAGCCCCUGCCUGUGGACAUUGAUGUUUAUGCCACGACUGCUGCAAACCCUCACGAGUCCUCUUACGCCUGUUACUAUGAUGAGAAGAGAGACACCUAUCUGGGAGACUGGUACAGUGUUAACUGGAUGGAGGAUUCUGAUGUGGAGGAUCUGACUAAAGAGACGCUGGCUAAGCAGUUCAAAAUCGUUAAAAAUCACACCAGCACCAGCCACGUCAUGCAGUAUGGAAACAAGACUCUGGCUCAUAUGAAGGUGAUCGAGUUCCAGGGUAACGCUCUGGGCGGAGCUCCAGUUGCUGCACCCAUGUCAUUGCCCCCGAUUAAGGAGCACAGUCUUACACCCAGCCCAGAUGUCUAUCUGUCCGUCCUGAAGAGGAAGCUCAUGAAAACCAACGACAUCAACCUCGCCAGGGGAUAUGCAAUGGAGAUCAACGCCCACCUGAAGGUGCGUAAGCUGCUGGCAGACACCAUGCGUCAGCUGGUUGGGAGAGUGGUGGAGGAUGAGCAGGAGCUCCAGAACAUUUUGGACGAGCGCCAGGAGGUCACCCAACAUGAGUGUUACAGAGACGCCCUCACACACUUCAAAACACACUGCUUUAACUGGCACAACCAGCAGUAUGAGUACGCUCUGAGGCAUCUCUACGUGUUGGUCAAUCUGUGUGAGAGAGGAUACCCAGCGCAGAGGAUUUUGGCAGCUGUGGAUAAUGUGUGCUACUUCCGACAGUAAAGGCUUCCACACACACACACACACACACACACACACACACACACACACACAUUCUCUGAGUGGAGCUGGCCACUGUGACCUCGUCUGGUGGACUCUUACUGGAUGAUUUUGCUUUUUGCACAAAGGAAUCUGAUCUGAGAAUUUAUGUCUACUCACAAUCACACUCUUCACACUAUUUUCACUUUUUGAUUUUUUUUUUAUUGAGCCGUUUGUUUUAAGGAGAAUUGGAGAAUUGCACUAUUUUAAAAUGAUGUUUUUGUUCUUUUACUUUGAAAUGUGACUGUUUUGCUGCUUUGCAAUUUUUAAAUUGACAAAUUAGUGGGUUAAACAUUCAGUGACCUUAAAAACUGACCAGAUACUGACAAAAAAAUGACAUUAGACGCUAAAGUAGCUGUUGGAGAAUUAGGCCUGCUGGGUUAGUCAUACUGACCCACUGCACACUUUUAACCAAUUUCAUUUAAUCUGCUGCCUGAUGCUGAUUUUAGUCACUUUACUGCUCACAAAAAAAAAGAGUUUAGUAGUGACACCUAGUGGCUCCUAGCAACUCUGCCGCUCUGCAUACAGUACAGUCUGUAUGUGUCCGAUUCAGAUGUGUAGAGCUGUUCUACAUUAAUACACUGUUUUACAUGAUGAACUGUGCUGAACAUGUAACUGAGGUGAAACACCACACAUGUGAAUCAGUUGAAUUCAGAAUGCAGAAUUUUUAUUUCAGGCUUAUUUUAGUGCAUAAGGACGAGAUGUUUUAUCUUCCUAGCUUUUCUAAAUUAAGUGACCUUACGAGGCUCCAGGCUGAGGAGGAAAUGUAGCGGCUGUGGGGUUUUAUUGUUUUACUUGUUUUAAAUCUCUUAUUGGAUCGCGGCUUUGUUUCUGUGGAUGUGUGGAGCUCCGUUUUGGUCACUUUUGGGUCAAACUUUGUUCAUGACAAAUGUAAACUGACACUGCAGAAGCCAGAAAUUUGCCUUUAUUAAUAGUAAGUGUUCUACUGAAUCAGCAGGGUAAUGUGAUGGAAACAGUCUAAACCUUCAGCUGAUGUAUGCAUGUUAGAGCUGUAGUUUAUAACUGCAGUGUAUUACACUUAAACUGCUGUGUGUUAAAAAGAACUUCAUAAGUGAUAUUAGUCAUUAUUCAGUAUAUGCUACACACUAUGUCUCGGGCCUGUUCAGAGUGAGUGCAGUGAGUGAGUAACAGGAACAACAGGCCCUAAACCAAAGCAGACUGGUGAUGUUCUACUGUCUGUUUAGCUGUGAGACUGAUUAAAGAGUUAUGUCUGAAAAUAA
Astyanax mexicanus (Mexican tetra) is the source of this 2695-nucleotide messenger RNA. RefSeq names its product legumain (gene lgmn). The transcript is spliced from 14 exons. Lineage: Eukaryota; Metazoa; Chordata; Actinopteri; Characiformes; Acestrorhamphidae. Gene Ontology annotation, molecular function: cysteine-type endopeptidase activity. The record is from RefSeq and is a predicted model, not a curated record. Bases 111 to 1418 code for a protein of 435 amino acids. Gene Ontology annotation, biological process: vacuolar protein processing.